Messenger RNA from Leptonychotes weddellii (Weddell seal), 3261 nucleotides. RefSeq names its product nucleic acid binding protein 1 (gene NABP1). Gene Ontology annotation, cellular component: SOSS complex. Gene Ontology annotation, biological process: double-strand break repair via homologous recombination; response to ionizing radiation; mitotic G2/M transition checkpoint. NCBI's taxonomy places the organism in Eukaryota, Metazoa, Chordata, Mammalia, Carnivora, Phocidae. The record is from RefSeq and is a predicted model, not a curated record. Gene Ontology annotation, molecular function: DNA binding.
UUGGGACGUAGACUGCGUGGUUGCUAGGUCUCCGCACCGGGUUUGCUGUCACAGUCUGUCCCUUCCCGAAGCCUGGGACAGACUGGGCGCGCGCCCGCGUGUGUGUGUGUGUGUGUGUGUGUGUGUGUGUUGUGUGAGGGGGACUCAGGGCAGAGACCUCCCCUCGCUGCCUUUUUUUUCCCCUUCCUUUUAUCCAAAAGAGGGGGGCAGUUCAGUUCGCACGCUUGCCUUACUGUCGCCCCGUUGGGAGCGGGGUUUUGUGCGGACUGGUUCGUCUUUUUUUCCUUUUAAACUUGUGAGCCUUUUUUUUUUUCCUUCUUCUUUUUUUGGACUCAGUGCCGUCUGGGCUGGUUUCCUUGAUCCCUGCCUAACCGCUUUCUGCCCGUUCUCUUCGCCAUCCCCGCCCAGAGUCUCCCUUGCGCCCUCGCCCUUGCCCGGGAGGGUGGGAGGCUUUGUCCCACUCCCUGCCCACCCGCGUCUUCGCAGCUGUAGCCGCACCUGCCUCAAUAUGAAUGGGGUCAACGACCCACCUCUUUUUAUAAAAGAUAUUAAGCCCGGACUGAAAAACUUAAAUGUCGUCUUUAUUGUCCUGGAGAUAGGACGCGUGACCAAAACCAAAGACGGCCAUGAAGUGAGAUCAUGCAAAGUAGCAGAUAAAACGGGCAGCAUCACUAUUUCCGUGUGGGAUGAAAUCGGAGGUCUUAUACAGCCAGGGGAUAUUAUUCGGUUGACCAGAGGGUACGCAUCCAUGUGGAAAGGGUGUUUGACACUAUAUACUGGAAGGGGUGGAGAACUUCAAAAAAUUGGGGAAUUUUGUAUGGUUUAUUCAGAAGUGCCAAAUUUCAGUGAACCCAACCCAGAUUAUCGAGGACAACAGAGCAGAGGGGCACACAAUGAACAGAAGAAUAAUUCCAUGAAUAAUAAUAUGGGUACAGGUACAUUUGGACCAGUGGGAAACGGGGUUCAAAUUGGCCCAGAAUCAAGGGGAUGCCAGUUUUCAUAUGCUGGUAGAAGCAAUGGCCGGGGACCUACAAAUCCACAGCUACAAGGAACAGCUAAUAAUCAAACAGUCAUGACCACAAUAAGUAAUGGCAGGGACCCUCGGAGAGCCUUUAAAAGAUGACCUAUGCCAAAUACUCACAUGUAGUUUUUAAACUACACGCCCUACUUGAACACUUACUGCACUUUUAUUUAUCGUUAACUGUGAAAACUAUGUCCUUUAUCGGUUUCCUUUUAUGUUUUGGGUUUGUUAACAAGAGUGGUUUGUUUUUAUAGCAAAACUGUUAAGCUGCUCAAGUCUCCUGUUGAAGAAUUUGAAGAAUGGGAACACUCUGAAAAGUAGGGGCAUUUAUUUUUAGAGCAAAAAGAUCUAUGGUUAUCCUCUAAAAAAUACGCACCCAUUUCAUGGGUGAGUUACUUAAGACAUCAGCAUUAUAGCCUCUAUGAGUCUAUCUUCUGUAUACAUUUUGUAAUAUUUAAAAUAAGGCUUAGUGGGAGAUGUUCUUUUGUCUUAAAUUCAGGUAUUGCCAACUAAAGCAAUAACCACCAAAAAACCCCCACAAAAACUCAGUCAAUGCUAACAGCAGGUUUUGAGUGUUUGUGACUUCAGGAAUGAUUGACUUCUUCAUUGAGUGACUGCCAUUAAGAUUUUCCAAGGACUGAAUCAUUCUAAACUCUUGUUUUAUUACCAAAAAAACAUAUUCUUCAUCAGAAUUAUGGAAUAGAAUGGGAACUGUAUUAUAACGAGUAAUUUUUAUAAGAAAGCUGCAUUUAUUUUAGGGUAGUCCUAUUAAUAUUUGUUGUCAACUUUGUGCAUUUACACUGAAGGGAAAUUUAAAACUGAGGCCUUGAAUAUUUAUUUUUUGAAACUACCAUGUCAAAUAUUAAAGUAUAAUUUGAGGGAGUUAAAAAGUCAUAAUAAACAUUGAUCUUUUUAAAAAAUUGUGGUACAUAAAGAUGAAGGCAAUUCAAAUUGAAUUCAUGUAGAAAUAUGUAGUCUUAAGUUAGAGUGUCCUAGGUACUUACAGAAACUCAUCCUGGAGUGAAAAUCCUAGGUACUUAACCUUAUUUGAAGAGUGUGUAUAUGUGAGUAUUGUCAAAGUUUCUGAACACAAUUCACAAAGCCUUAUCAGCAAAAGUUAAAUGGCUCUCUCUAAGAAGUGAAUACAGCUUUAUUCAGAAAUGUAAAGGUAGAAUUUAUUUAUGUGUUAUAAAGGGUCCCCAGUUCCACUUUUUAUUAUAGAGUGGAUAACUGGUAAAUUUUUCCUUUGUUAGAAUUCAGUUCUUAAUAUUAUCUCGAAUAAACCUUGCAUUAAUAUUAACGGACCUCCCUUAUUUUUGCUCUUUCAAUGCUUUACAAUGGAGAGCCAGUAAAUUUUACUAUAGUUGUAAUGAUUACUUCAGCCCGGCGACUGCUUAGCUCUGUAUUUGUCGCUUUUUGUCCCUACCUUAAAUCACAAAAUAAUUUAAGUAGACUCUGUUUUCUAAAAACUCCAAAGCCUUUGAAUGUGAAGGUUGGUGCCAGAAUAUUCGUUUGCUCCAGUUCAGUGUAUCUAACAAAUUUCCAUGACACUGUGUAUUAGACAUCGUGUAGAGUUAAGGGGUAGGUGAUGAGUAAUCUCAAGGAGCUUAUGCAUGGUUCAUAGUACUUUGGUAACUGGGGUUUAUAUAUUCUAGAAAGACGUUUUUCUUUUAUUCUUAACUCGUGAUUAUAGUGGAUUUGGCUUUGUGACUAACUUUUUUAAGAUACAAAAUUACAGAUGUUUGGAGUAAGAAAAUUACUAAAAAUUAGCAUAUAAAUUUUUAUUUAAAUCUAAGUAGAGGUAGGAGCAAUAAUACUGUUAGUUAUUUGUGGGAGAAUAUGGUGUUAAAGAUGAUUUUAAAAGAAAGAAUUUUGGAGUUUCAGAAAAGUAAACUAUCAGGUAGGGAUAGCUGAGCUUCCAGUCCUGGCCCAUUGUCUCCACCUCUGAUGUUGGACAAAUUAUUAGGCAUAAAACCUCUAUAAGCCUUAAGUUCCACAACUAUAAAAACAAGUAAGUAAUAUUAUCCCUUUAGAGAGUUACUGAAGAUUUUCCAUGUAAGUGAUUAGGAUGAUUUCUGGCACAUAAUAGGCAGUCAAAUGUUUGUCGUCCAAUCACCUCAAGAACAGAAAAAAAUGCAGCGUUAGGUGUGGAAAUACUGUUACCCUUUAACAUGCUGAGAUUAAAUAGAGAACGAUCUAAGCUAUUACUUUUGUAAUUGACAUUUGCCUCAAUAAUUUAA